Molecule: messenger RNA, 1413 nt
Organism: Oncorhynchus kisutch (coho salmon)
Lineage: Eukaryota; Metazoa; Chordata; Actinopteri; Salmoniformes; Salmonidae
Product: membrane-spanning 4-domains subfamily A member 4D-like
Exons: 7
Coding region: 102-779 (225 amino acids)
Cellular component (GO): membrane
Source: RefSeq, a predicted model, not a curated record
CUCUCCCUCUCUUCCUCUCUCUCUCUCUCUCUCUCUCUCUCUCUCUCUCUCUCUCUCUCUCUCUCUCUCCUCUCUCUCUCUCUCUCUCUCUCUCUCUGUGCAUGUGUAUGAAAAUGUCUUUGUCCAUCACAGCUUGCUUACCAGACCAGCGCAGACGCCCUCCAAGUGUGACUUCCUCCAUAAAUUUAGAAACGAACAGCGGCAGGGAAAUGAAGUACACAUUUCAGUCAGAUGAGUGCAUGGUCAUCACUAUACCUCUGGGCAGUCUCAGAAAUGCUCAGGAGGGCCAGCUGAUGCCUGACAACUUCCACUGUGUCUUCAAAGAUGUCUACAAGGUCUUCCUCAAGGGUCAGCCUAAAGCUCUGGGGGCGGCUCAGCUCAUUGCUGGAGUCCUUCUCUUGAUUCUGGGGCUACUGUUUGUCCAGCAAAGCAAAUUAGUUCUGAUCUUCACCGUGCCCAGUGUCCUGUUUGUUGUUGCUGGAAUGCUGACCUAUGCUGCAGGUCAUUCUCCAAGUAUGUGUGUGACCAAACUGUCAUUUUCCUUGAACAUUGUCAGUUGUUUCUGGACAGUAGCUGCUGUUGUUCUCUGCACUGUCCCCGCCUCUCACGGUUUCCACGGGGACCAUCAAGAGGUAUUUUCUGGUAUCAAAUGGAUGAUUGUAGUUCUCCUGGUCAUUGAACUGGUUGUUUCCAUGGUGGCGAUCUACUGGGAGAGUAAAGCCGUGUGCAGACAGCACUUCAACAUUCUGCCCAUGGUCACCCUGAAGCAAGAGGUAUGAACCUGAAGAACUGGCAGCAAACAACAAAUAACUAAGUGAAAUAAUGAUUAAUCUUGUAUGACAUUUGUUUUACUUGUGCCAAUUCACAAGUCACAAUUCACAAGUCACAAUUCACGGACCUCCCGGUCGCGGCCGGUUUACGACAGAGUCUGGGCGCGAACCCAGGGUCUCUGGUGGCACAGCUGGCGCUGCAGUACAGCGCCCUUAACCACUGCGCCACCCGGGAAAAUAGUGAUAUUUUGACACUGUCUCAAAAGUGCAAAUAAGGAAAUUAAUUACAGAAUAUUAUUUAGAAAUACGUUUCUUCUACUGAGAAAUAGUAAUAACGUUGCAUACCAUUUUUUUGUAGCAGUUUGUCAAAGAGAAAAGCUACUAUCAUGACAGAUGUUUUACUUACAAUUGCAUUAUGCAAUAUGACAUUUUAAAAUGUAGGUUAUAUUUUCAUCUGACUUGUAUCUGAUUUAAAUUAAUUUAAACAUGUAUUGUUUAAUGUCUUCUUUUUGUAACAAUAGACCUGUAAUUCCGUUCCUUCCUGAUCACAUUGUCAUGAUAAUACAGCUAUAUUUUAUGCACCAAAGCGAACAGAAUAUUUUCCAACCAACUAUAGGACUUAUUAAACUACAAAUGAUCACCA